AAAGUCGAAAAAACAACUACGUCAGGACUGAAUACAGGAUUCUGUUUCUGGCACAGUCUUUUUCAUAAAUAAUCACAUCUCCCUCGGCAACCAUCGAGUCUGUUUGAAUAGAUUCACAAGGACAUUCGAUUGGCUGCACCUGACCCGAUUCUCACAAGAGAAAACUGGGUUUUGUCCCUUCCAGGCCUUUCCUUUCAUGGGCGACUUAAAUAUUUUAGUAGACAGCAGGGGAGGAUUCGAGUCUAUCAAACAAUUGCUGGUACGGAUCGAUUGACAAUGAACAAGCAUUCGUGGAACUCAAAAUUCUUUUGGAUCCUCACGUUGAACCCAUUUGUAAAGGCGAGCAAAUAAUGGCGCUCUAGAAAACCUAUGGACAUUAUCUAAAGAAGGUGUCAAUUAUGAAGAAAUGCGUAAAGCAAUGGUCAAAGGAACAUGCAUCCCACAUACGGUUGUUUUCGUAAUCAUCAAUUCUUCUAUCCAGUUCGAUCUGGACAUUAUUGAGGAAGGCCGAAAGUGAAAUUCUAGCUGCUUGGAACAAACUUUUCUGCUCUGAUAUGUUGUCGUUCAUAACCAUCGAGUUCUAGAAUGAUAUAUCAGUACAGGGAAACCACUGGCCGCUUCGGCCAUGACCGAUCGCAUUUGUGUGGUGGACGAAGCUCUGGCCUCCUGCUUGAAUAUGGUAGUCGACACGAAUGCGCUCAAUUUGGAAUACGAAUGCGUCCGCGCUCGAGACAGGUUGGAAUGUUUAAAACUGAUACAGAACGGAUUGGCGGAUUUCGCACCGUUCGAGCCAGAAGACAUGUACAUUGCGGCUAAAUUCAUGGACGACUCGUUGGCCAUCUUCCUUGAAAUGCGCAAUGCCAUCACGCAGUUAGAUGUGUUUCGGUUUUUGAGCGUCGCUGUGGUUCGCAAUGACGCCAACAUCAAUUAUCCUGCUGAUCUACGUGGAAAAGUCUCUUGCCACACUGGUUACGGAAGAACGGCAGGUUGGCACAUGCCAAUACCCAGAUUGAUGACGGAAAAGUUGAUUAAACCAGAUUGCACGGGGUUAAAUCCGGUCAACGAACACGAAUUGGCUGCUGUAUCCGAUUUUUUUUCUCGCGCGUGCGUGCCCGGAAAAUGGUCACCAGAUGAAAUCACGGAUCAAUUAUUCAAACGGAAAUAUCCCAAUUUAUGCUCGGCUUGUAACGAUCCCUAUCGAUGUUCUGACGGUGAUGAAUAUUCCGGAUUUGAGGGAACACUCCGGUGUGUCACCCAAGGACUGGGUCAAGUAGCUUGGACUAGUUAUACUACCGUUAGGCGCGUUUUCGGCAUGGAUACGGUCACUCCGAGCAGUGAAAUCGUCAACUUUAGUUUCCUGUGUCCAGAAGGUGGCCGUCGGCCAUUAACGUCGCCUUUUCCUUGUGUCUGGUCGGCGAAACCGUGGAAUGCCUAUAUGACCCGGAAAGUCACUGCAGUAGCAAUAAUGAGAGAUAUGCAACAACGUAUUGGUCGGGCGGUGGAAUUGGCCCGUACAGCUGGCAAUGUACGAUCAGCUGACUGGCUCACACGAGUGCUGGGUUUCGAACCCGAGGCUGUUGCCGUACCCAUGGAUGAAUUGACGGUUUUCACAGCAGCCGAAUAUCUGGCCAGAAGUAAUUUUACGCUAUCGAUUGAAGGACGUGGAUGUCGCGGACGGAUACUCCGUUUUUGCGUAGUUUCGGAAAAAGAGCAGCGCAAGUGCCAAGAUUUGAGAAUGGCCGCUCUUUCAAGGCGUGUUUUGCCAGAGAUUACAUGUGUCCGCGGAUCGACGACGAUGGAUUGCAUGGAUCGUAUCCGGCGAGGAGAAGCCGAUAUGAGGACCUUUGACAGUAAUGAUGCUUUUCGAGCCGGCAGAUCAUAUAAUUUGAAACCAAUCGUGACGGAAAUAUACCCCAACACUCAAGAAUCAGCCUCAUUUGCAGUGGCGGUCGUUAAAUCCAAUUCCGGAAUCAACCGAUUGGAAGACUUGCGUGAAAAACGGUCAUGCCACACAGGAUUCGGGCGGACUGCAGGCUGGAAUAUUCCCGUUUUUGCGCUUUCACAACGCCAACUCAUCUAUCCACAGCGAUGCCGAUUCGGUCGGGCAGUCAGCCAAUUUUUCAGCCAAUCUUGUGUUCCCGGUGCCAAAGACUUUGUCAACGACAUCUUUAGAGACAAUCCUCUGUCUCUGUGUAGCAUGUGCGUUGGCAAUCAAGCGUUAGGAGGAGCUGGUCGUUGUUCUUCCGAGCCAUCUGAGGAACUUUUUGCUGGAUUCCGAGGAGCAUUCCAUUGUCUCGUGGAGGGUGGAGGCGACGUUGCAUUUGUACGACAUACCACGCCUUUCGAAAAUACUGAUGGAAACAAUUUGGAAAAUUGGGCGGUGGGAUUGAGUUCCAACAACUUCCGGUUGUUGUGUCUCGAUGGAGGAGUUCGACCUGUACAGGAAUACCAGACCUGCAAUUUGGGCAAAGUGCCCGCACCCAAAGUAAUGACGGACGGUUGGAAGUCUGCCGAGCGAAGUCAGGACAUCCGUGCCGUCUUGUUAAGAUUGUCUGACCUCUUUAGUCCGUCUUUUGGAGGUCAAGUCAUCUUUCGUCUUUUCGGGCCUUACGAAGGCGUUCCCAACCUCCUUUUUACAGAUUUCGCAGAGAGGCUUGGCGAUCUGGGACCGGUGGAUUACAUACAAGGGCUUGGUCACGAUUUUGUACGAAUGAUGGAACAGACCACCUGUGGUUCCGAAAGGCUUCAUCACGCAGUUGCCACUGGCGUUGUUGUGGCAGUCUUCACUUGCCUUUUGUCCAUCUAUUAUCGCUGAUUAUUAUUCAUCGAAAAAUUUUCACAUUUCAUAAUCUGCCUGGGGAUUGCUCUAUUCUUUACGUGUUACAGCAUAUUUCUAAUCAUAAAAUUAAUUAUUAUACGAAACAAAAAAUAAUAAUAAGAUUGUAUUUUAAAAUUUUUCGAAGUGUGACAAGGAAGGAGUUGUAACUUCGUGCGACGCGAGAAUAUGAAAGCUUAUGGCAUUAAGUGUCGGCACACUAA
Molecule: messenger RNA, 3039 nt
Organism: Daphnia magna
Lineage: Eukaryota; Metazoa; Arthropoda; Branchiopoda; Diplostraca; Daphniidae
Product: transferrin
Exons: 17
Coding region: 626-2815 (729 amino acids)
Biological process (GO): iron ion transport
Cellular component (GO): early endosome; recycling endosome; plasma membrane
Source: RefSeq, a predicted model, not a curated record